Molecule: messenger RNA, 1923 nt
Organism: Lasiosphaeria miniovina
Lineage: Eukaryota; Fungi; Ascomycota; Sordariomycetes; Sordariales; Lasiosphaeriaceae
Exons: 1
Coding region: 491-1678 (395 amino acids)
Source: RefSeq, a predicted model, not a curated record
GCUUUGCCGCUGCUGCCUGCGAUUGCUGCCUGCGAUUGCUGCCUGCACGCUUCCCUGAAACCCGAUAGACCAAGAAGGCGCAACGGCCAAUCACGGCUUCUGGAUAGUGCGAAUCUCCAACUCCUAUAUAUAUCAGACGAAAGCGACCCGGCUUGUUUCGCUCGGCGUGCGUGCGGCGUGGGCUGGAGACUCACUUCGACCCCGCCUCUGGCCCAACCAUCAUCAGCGAUCCUACGAAUGUCCUCCGCAGUAUAAUGAACCCGCUUCAGAUCGACUACAACAUCAACUGCGACGGCUACGCGUUACCCCCCGCUAGGCGGAGACAAUAUUUUGGAGGAUUUCGACUUUGACGCUUAUUUGGUGGAAGGAGAGGCAGCUGAGGUCGCGGUAGAGUUAAACGAGGUCAAGGAUUUUGACUUUGACGCUUUCCUCCCAGACGGCAUUCUUUCGAAUUCCGAGGGUGGGUUUGACUUCUCUUGUGGAGCCAAGAAUGCCUGAAAUAGCAGACGAGAUGGCGACAGACGAGGUGGCGGCGGCAGGAGGCCCGCUGCACGUCCGCAUCCUGUCGACGCCCAUCCAGGCGCAGGCGCAGUCGCCGUUGUUCAGUAUGAUCCCGCCCGAGGUGCGCAGCGACAUCUUCGCGUUCGCGCUGGCCGACUACGCCGACCCGUCGCCCGACGCCCAUUACGAAGCCGAGACGUGCUUCACGCGGCCGGCCUACUUUGCCCCGCGCAAGACCGACACCCGCCUGCUGCGAACCUGCCGCGCCGUCUACCACGAGGCCUGGUUCCUUCCUUUUACCAUGCGCGAGCAGACGCACUGGCUGACAAGCCAGGAGCGGGCUCCGCCCGAGUACGUGCAGCACGUACAGCUGUCGCGCCUAGGCAUCACCCUCGCCCGCAUCACGGCCCAGCACGGCGGCGAAAAGGUCGAGAUCGAGAGCCUGCGCGUCUUCGCCCAGAUGUGGGCCCUCGAAGACUACGCCCUGGCCCGCCUGCUGCACACGCCGCACCUGCACCCGCGCCGCCUAACCCUGACUAUCCGCCACGCCGACUGGUGGUGGUGGGAGCAGGACAAGCCGCUGCGCUUCGAGAGUGGCUGGAUCGGCGCCGUCGCCAAGGUCCUGCCCGCGAGCGUGCGCGAGCUACGCAUCGAGCUCGAGUCGCUCGAGCGCAAGAAGGACCAGGUCGACGGCAUCGCCAAGCAGAUGGCCGACCGCUGGCUGUUCCCCCGCAUCGAUGGCGAAGUGCUGUACCCCGACGCCACGGGCAAGGCCGUGGAAAUCAGCCGCUGGUCCGGCGCGAGCACCUGGAACGGCCGCCGCUGGGAGCGCGACGAGUCCGCCCCCGGCUUGGUCGACUACUACAUCGCCACCGUCGUCUUCCGCCCCCGGCGCGUCGUCGAGCGCCUCGGCGGCACCGUCAGCGACUCGGCCAAGCAGGCGGCCGCUGGCGACGCCGUCAGCAACCCGAGCAACUUCGGCUACCACCUGCUGCGGCUCCGUGCUGCCGGGGGCCCAAUGAGUAAUGAGAGUGAUGAAUUCGAGGACGAGCCUGACGAAGAUGAAUUCGAGGACGAGCUUGACGAAGAUGAAUUCGAUGAGGAUGAAGAUGAGGACGACGAAGAUGAGGACGACGAAGAUGACGAAGACGAGGACGGGUCAGAGUACAACGAGUAGCAAAGGACGGAUCGGUUGCACAAACGUGUGGUGCAAGCAAGCCGCGGUCACGCUGCGUGUAGGUUUCAUUUGGGAUCGAGAGAAGGAUACAAGUAGACGUGGCGACCCAACAAAGAAAUCGCCCCACAACGAAAUUGGCCCACGCCAUGCCCACACCCACUCCACGGGCGCAAAUUAUCCAUUUCUACACAAAAUAACUAGCAAAAAAAUACUCAAUCCUCUUCUUCGGCCUGUCUAUAUUGUUC